Molecule: messenger RNA, 4101 nt
Organism: Python bivittatus (Burmese python)
Lineage: Eukaryota; Metazoa; Chordata; Lepidosauria; Squamata; Pythonidae
Gene: ITK
Product: IL2 inducible T cell kinase
Biological process (GO): intracellular signal transduction; protein phosphorylation
Molecular function (GO): protein tyrosine kinase activity; ATP binding; protein binding
Source: RefSeq, a predicted model, not a curated record
UUGUCUCCUAGUUUCAUUUUCCUGGUCUCAUGUGUGGAGUGUAAGAGCAGGUACCUUUUCAUCUUGGAAUUUGGAUCAUUACUUGCUGGACAAUGAAUAACUGUGUUCUUCUGGAAGAAGAACUGAUAAAAAAAUCUCAGCAAAAGAGAAGGACCUCCCCCUCCAACUUUAAAGUUCGAUUCUUCGUCUUAACAAAAUCAAGAUUGGCAUAUUUUGAACGUCGGCCUGGGAAAAAAAGAAUUCUAAAGGGUUCAGUUGAACUAUCCAAGAUUAAAUGUGUAGAACUUGUGAAAAGUGACAUCCCAGUUCCAUGUCACUAUAAAUACCCUUUCCAGAUUUUUCAUGACAGCUAUAUGCUCUACAUCUUUGCUCCCAACCUAGCGAGCUGCCAAAAAUGGGUCCUGACUCUGAAAGAAGAAACUAGGAACAACAACACUUUGGUGUCAAAGUUUCACCCAAAUUUCUGGAUAGAUGGACGAUGGAGAUGUUGUGCUCAGCUAGAAAAGAUGGCAACAGGCUGUGUGGAGUAUAUUCCAGCCAAUACUGUCUCCAAUAAACCUCUUCCACCUACUCCAGAGAAAUCAAUACUAGACACCAAGGAAUCUUCAGUAGUUGCCAUUUAUGAUUAUAUUGCUCAGAAUCCCCAGGAGCUGACAUUACGAUGCAACGAAGAAUAUUAUGUUAUUGAUAACUCUGAAGUCCAUUGGUGGUUGGUUCAAGAUAAGAAUGGUCAUGGAGGAUAUGUGCCAAGCAGCUACAUAGUAGAAAAAUCACCAGAUAAUCUUCAAAUAUAUGGGUGGUACAACAAGAACAUCAGCAGAACCAAAGCAGAAACAUUGCUCAGGGAAGAGGAUAAAGAAGGAGCUUUCAUGGUGAGAGACUCAAGGCAGCCUGGUACCUAUACAGUCUCUGUCUUCACAAAAGCAUUAAACAUUGACAAUAGCCCAGUUAUAAAGCACUAUCACAUCAAGGAGACCAGUGACAAGCCCAAGAGGUACUACUUGGCAGAGAAACAUGUUUUUGAUUGUAUCCCAGAAAUGAUCCAUUAUCAUCAGUAUAAUGCAGGAGGUCUUGUUACUCGGUUGCGGUAUGCUGUGUCCUCCUGGAGAGAAAAAGCUCCUGUUACAGCUGGAUUAAGUUAUGGCAAAUGGAUUAUUAAUCCUCAAGAGCUAACAUUUGAGCGGGAGAUUGGUGUUGGUGAGUUUGGGGUGGUUCACCUUGGCUACUGGCUUGAUCGGAAGAAAGUGGCCAUAAAGACAAUUCGCACAGGAGCAAUGUCAGAAGAAGACUUUAUUGAAGAGGCCCAAGUCAUGAUGAAACUAUCUCAUCCCAAAUUAGUCCAACUGCAUGGGGUAUGCAUGCAAAGUUCUCCUAUAUACCUUGUAUUCGAGUUCAUGGAAUUUGGAUGUUUAUCUGAUUAUCUGAAGAGGCAACGUGGAAGCUUAUCAAAGGAAGAGCUCCUUGGAAUGUGUCAAGAUGUGUGUGAUGGAAUGGCUUAUCUGGAGGAGGCAUCUGUCAUUCAUAGAGAUCUGGCUGCUCGGAACUGUUUGGUGGGAGAACUUCAAGUUGUCAAAGUGUCAGAUUUUGGAAUGUCACGGUAUGUGCUUGAUGAUCAAUAUACCAGCUCCAUGGGUACUAAAUUCCCCAUCAGGUGGUCAGCACCAGAGGUUUUUUCCUAUAACCGCUACAGCACCAAGUCUGAUGUAUGGUCAUUUGGAGUGUUGAUGUGGGAGGUAUUCACUGAAGGCAAAACUCCUUAUGAGAAUCGGACAAAUGCUGAGGUGGUAGAAGAAGUCAGUGCUGGCCUCCGUUUGUAUAAACCCAGACUUGCUUCCAAUAACAUUUAUAAACUUAUGCAACAUUGUUGGAAUGAGAAGCAAAAUGACAGACCAUCGUUCUCCCACCUGCUCUACCAUCUCAAUGAAAUUUCUGAAUCUGAUCUGUAAGGAUUAAUGGAUUUGAGAAGAUAUGAAAAAUAUAUAUUUUUGUGAUCAUUGGGCAGAUAUAUUAUCUAUAUUUUGAAGGACUAACCAAGCUGUAACUGAGAUACUAAGAAGACUCUUGGCCUUCUGAGAGAAUUGUGAACCAAGAAAGUGGAUAGUACAAGAUACAGAACUGUAUCUAGUAGUCUGAUAUGCUGUUCCGGAGCCUAUUUCCAUUUCAAAUAAUGGAAUUGUGAUGAUAGAGAUGAUAAUGAUAACAAUAGCAGUACAUAAGAUGAAGAGAUCUGUUAGAGCCUGACACAGGAAAAUAUUUCAUGAAUCUAUGACACAGAUCCUCCAAGCUUGUUUAAAGCUGAAAGAAAAUAUUCAGCUUAUUUGUAAAUGAACAAUUUCAACAACAGAUUGCAUGGAUUAAUUGGUGAGACAAAAUACAACAAUAGGAAGGUUAGGAAUGCUGGUUAUUUGUUCUGAAACUUAAGGAGUAGAACAUUUGCUUCUAGUCGUAAGUAAUAGAUUGAGAGAAUGGAAUAGACACUCUUAGAUCUUCAUCCUAAUUUGGAUGCGGUGAAAGAAAUUAUUUAGGCCUUGCAUCAGAUACACCUGAUCCUUUGUUCAGCUCCAGAUUACACUAUUAUAGACAGAUUCAGGAGAUAUCUGAACUGAAGUACAGUUGAAUCCAUUAUCUGAGGCCACUUGAAGCUUUAUCAAUUUGGAUAUUUUGAAAGACAGAGAGGUGUGAGAGAGAAGAGAAGGAGGAAGGUGAUUGUAAGUGAAUGACUGAUAGUUUCACCUUUCAAUCAACAAUUAAAGAUUUUAGCCAGGUCUUUUUAAAAACUACAUUUUUCUAGGGCUAAUCACCAUUGUUUGAUGCAAAAAAAAAAAGUGUUGAAAACUCCCACAAAAAUAUUGUAUGUAUUUUUCUGAACACAAAUUUAGUUCAUUAAGCUAAGGUUAUUGCUAUGCUUUUUCUCAUUUUCUUUAAAAGUUGCUAUGAAUAUAUAAAGGCAUCCAAUCAUCUUUUUGUGGAAUUGCCCCAAGUGUAAAGAUUGCUUUUGUGAAGUAAUUCUGAACUAUUCUUAUGCAACUUGGUAGGUAGGUCUGAUCUGUUUGGGCCUGCAAAUUUAAUUCAUUUUUUUUGCCAGAAAUAUAUUGAAAAUAUUUUCAACAAUUUCUUUAAAAAAUAAGCAGUAUGUAACUUUGCCUAGUGUAAAUCACUUAUGGGCCUGAAAUCUGGCUGAAUUCAUCUUCUCUGGAGUACGCUACUUCUCACUCUUUCAAGGUGAAAACCAUUGGAGAUUGUGGACCACAUAAAUCUUUGGAUUUCUGAAUUAAGAUUUAAUUUCCACCACACACACAUAUAUCAGCACACAGUGAAAGGAAUUAAUUGCAAUGUUUGUAGAACAUUAACAUUCCAAAGAAAUAAAGUUGUGAAAAGCGCUUCUCAGGUUGUGCCUCCAUUUCUCAGGACAACUGUCCUAGACCCUGAGCUUGAAGAAACCUGACCAUUAGAUGGAAAAGUAUUUUGUUCCAGAAUAGAAUAAAUUGCUUGAUGUAUUUAAAGGUUAGAUAAACAUAAUGGAAGAAGUCUAGUCCACUUUCUAUACACUUCUGGUUUUCUUGUUGCAGGCUGGAAAAUAGACAAUUCCAGUUCCCACUAAUCAGUUAUAAAGGCAUGGGUGUCCACAGGGGAGCAAGUGAUGUCACAUGCAUCAUGAUGUCAUCAAGCAAAGUAUAAAUUACAUACUUUGUGUCAUGUUAUUUGCUUAAUGAUGUCAAGGUGCCCAUUAUAUCUAUCUAUAAAGGCUAAUUGCACUAUGCAUUAUUUUUCCAAGUUAGUUCCAUGCAGGUAUAUUUGAUAGUAUUGUCGCUGCUUCAUAAAAUACUAUAUUUAUCAGUAAAGGACUUUUCCUUAGUGGCAUCAACCUGAUAUAACUCUGUGCCAAAAUAGGUCUACUAAAGCUCUUUGUUUAGUAACCAUUUGAUAGGCGAUGUACACUUAUUUAUCCUAGUUAUUUUAGUGAUGGUUUAAAAUGAUUGAACUGUAUUUGAAAGGCAUUGCUACUGAAGGAUUUUGUAGAUAACUGCUGUGAUUAUGUUUUAUAUUGUGCUUACAUUUUAAAAACUUUGAGCAUUGCUAGAAUGUAAAAUAUGGAUUUUU